CAGGCUGCUGUGAGGUUUCUGAUUUACAAUCCAGCAGGAGCAGAGUGACGAUCAGCACGUGCCUUUGGGACUUCAACAACACAGAGAAGAACGAGACAAGUGGAGACCCACUAAAGUGUUCACAGAGCUAAAGGGGAAAAAAAGCACGACUCUUCUCUUUUAAUACAUUUGUUUUGUGAGGACCACUGAAAACAAUGAAAGCUCCACUUAAAUGACCAUCGCUGCACAUACAGGACAGCUGCCACAGCAGGACAAGUAGAUGGAAAGGACUUUGGAUGGUAUAUCAAGGAGCUGCUGUAUACCUUCUUUUUUUCAUGGCAUAACGAACACCAACUGUGAGUAAGGAGAACCUUUUCACUCUUUCCACUGUAAGUGUACACUCUGGUUUAAAGAUGGAUAACAGCACGGACUGCAACAAGAGUGACAACUUCAAGUAUAACCUCUACGCCUCGGUUUUCUCCAUGGUGUUUGUAGUCGGACUUACCUUCAACGCGGUGGCUGUGUACAUUUUUGGCUGUACGCUGAAGAUACGGAAUGAGACCACGACGUAUAUGAUGAACCUCGUGGUUUCAGACUCUCUGUUUGUCCUCAGCCUGCCUUUUCGGAUUGUGUACUUCAUCAAACGUGACUGGCUCUUUGGAAGUGCGCUCUGUAAGAUCUCCGUGGCCCUAUUCUACACCAACAUGUACGGCAGCAUCCUCUUCCUCACCUGCAUCAGUGUCGAUCGUUUCCUAGCAAUUGUGUAUCCAUUUCGGUCCCAAACAAUUCGUACGAGGAAAAAUGCCAAGCUGGCCUGCCUUACAGUUUGGGUGAUCAUUCUCUCUGGAGGUAUAACCACUGGGGUCUUUUUGGACACCACUUCACCGAACAAUACUAACUUGGGUUCGGUAAACUCAACGCCACAGUUUUGCUUUGAAAACUACUCAAAAAAACAAUGGAAGGCUGAGCUUUCGUGGGUGGUGAUGUUUAUUGAGACUGCAGGCUUCCUUAUCCCACUGAUGUUGAAUGUGUUCUGCUCUGUCAUGGUGCUAAGGAUACUGAGGAACCCCAAAACCAUCAGCCGCGGAGGAAACCUCAACAAAGCAAAAAUCCUGAGGAUGGUCUUUGUGCAUUUGCUCAUCUUCUGCUUCUGUUUCAUUCCCUACAAUGUGAAUCUCAUCUUCUACACCUUGGUCCGCUCCAAAAUCCUAAAGGGAUGCUUUGCAGAACAUGUUGUAAGAACCAUCUACCCCAUCGCUCUGUGCAUAGCGGUGACCAACUGCUGCUUUGAUCCAGUUGUCUACUACUUCACUUCAGAGGCCAUUCAAAGCUCCAUUAAACGAAAGUCUUCAGCAUGGCAAAAUGGUGCCAGGCUAUUCGAAAGACUACAGAUGGACAGCUUGCAAAGCAGCCCAAGUUCAACGCCCAAGAGUUUGACGCUGAAAAGUCUGAGACCCAAAAUAUUUGACAAUGAGUCCACGGUCUAAAGACAGCCUGGUAAUGUGAGCUACAAAUUUGACUUAAGCGAGUAUGGCUGACAAAACUUCAAUUCAGAGGACAAAUCAGAGGACAUGGGUGAAAGCAGAGUGCCUUAGAAAAACAACAUAAACAAAAUGGUUACUGGGGAGUCCGGCUCACCUAUCGGACACAACAGAGACUUUAGACCGGAAGAUAAUGAUUCAGUCAACAAUAGGUACUAACACAAAGAAAGAACUUCUUUCACAGAGAAGACUCACCUUUAAGAAAAACCCUAAUUUGACAGUGCUGAACCAGUAUUACAACUCUUUACAUCUACUGCCCUGUACGGUUUUCAAGUAUUUGUUUUAUGUGUAUUGAGGUUUUAAAGAAGUUUUUAGAGAAUCAUGUUCUAUAAAAGCUUUGAUUCCCAUUCUGAAAUUGAAUUAAAUAUUUUUGUAACAUUUUGAAGUGUUGUGUAUUGAAUUCAAUACUUGUUUGAUCAAGCGGUAGGUUGUGAAAUACUUGGCACUAUCUUGGAAGAAUUUUUUUCCCCCAUGUGGCUUUCACUGUUCCCAGCUAAAUAAGUCAUCUAGACUGGUUAGUCAUAUGUGUGUGGUUGGCCCCUCAGUGCACAAUACAUUUAUAAAGUUUUAAAUUGUUUCAUUACAUGUGUUGGUAAUAA
This is a messenger RNA of Pundamilia nyererei, 2119 nucleotides long. Its product is annotated as lysophosphatidic acid receptor 6-like. The coding region runs from base 393 to 1466 and encodes 357 amino acids. Gene Ontology annotation, biological process: phospholipase C-activating G protein-coupled receptor signaling pathway; positive regulation of Rho protein signal transduction. Lineage: Eukaryota; Metazoa; Chordata; Actinopteri; Cichliformes; Cichlidae. The record is from RefSeq and is a predicted model, not a curated record. Gene Ontology annotation, molecular function: lysophosphatidic acid receptor activity. The transcript has a single exon. Gene Ontology annotation, cellular component: plasma membrane.